Messenger RNA from Sycon ciliatum, 1644 nucleotides. Its product is annotated as D-3-phosphoglycerate dehydrogenase-like. The coding region runs from base 196 to 1179 and encodes 327 amino acids. Gene Ontology annotation, molecular function: NAD binding; phosphoglycerate dehydrogenase activity. Lineage: Eukaryota; Metazoa; Porifera; Calcarea; Leucosolenida; Sycettidae. The record is from RefSeq and is a predicted model, not a curated record. The transcript has 9 exons.
AUCACUACAUCAGCUGCGCCGAGCUAGCUAAAAAGACAGCUGGCAAGUAGCAAGCUACACAGUCAGUGAGUCACUCGCACGAACCGCCCUCAGUGUUCCUCAUCUGAGUUUGUUCCUUUAGCUGGAUGCCAUUUCUCCUCUUUGCACCCGAGUCGUGUUUGAGCUGAUAUUAUUCCAACUAUCCGAAUCCUUACCAUGGCAGAACGGUUCACCAGCGUCAAGAAAGUCUUAGUGACUGAUAAUGUAUCGCCAUGCUGCAAAGAGGCCCUUGUGGCCGGCGGCUUGGAAGUUGUCCAGAACGACAAAAUGAGCAAAGAGGAGCUCAUGGCGGCCGUCAAGGAGUACGAUGCACUGAUUGUGCGUUCGGCAACGAAAGUUACUGCGGAGAUCAUUGAGUCAACUGACGGUCUGAAGAUCAUUGGUCGUGCAGGCACUGGAGUGGACAACAUUGAUGUUGCAGCGGCAUCCAAGAAAAACAUUGCUGUUAUGAACACCCCGACUGCGAACACUGUUAGCGCUGCAGAGCAGACUUGUGCACUGUUCCUCUCUCUGGCACGGCACACCCCGGCUGCUGAUGCAUCAAUGAAAGCUGGCAACUGGGACAGAAAGAAGUUCAUGGGCACGGAGCUGUACGGCAAGACCGCUGUCAUCAUUGGCUUGGGUCACAUUGGCAGAGAGGUAGCCAUCCGACUGCAGGCGUUCGGUAUGAAGACCGUUGGCUUUGAUGCUCUUUUGCCGGCCGAGGACACCAAAAAGUUUGGAGUUGAUCAGAUGCCCCUGGAGGAGCUCUGGCCCAUAGCCGACUACAUCUCUGUACAUGUGCCACUGCUGCCUGCGACUAAAGGAAUGAUUGGUGGCAAGACAUUUGAGAUGUGCAAGCCGGGCUUGAAGGUGAUUAACUGCGCACGAGGUGGCAUUAUUGACAACGACAGUCUGGUCGCGGCGCUGGAGAGUGGCAAGUGUGGUGGUGCUGCCCUGGACGUCUUCAUCAACGAGCCUCCGACCGGCGUUGAGCAAACGCUGGCACAGCACCCCAAGGUGAUCGCCUGUCCCCAUCUGGGUGCAAGUACCAAGGAAGCACAGCUGCGAGUUGCACGGGAGAUUGCUGACCAGAUUGUGGAGUCCUCGCAGGGCAAGAGCUUGAAGGGAAUUAUCAAUGGUCGUCACAUUGGACUAUAAGAAGUGGGAUCCGGCUUUUAGCAAACAUUAGCGUAUAUAUGUGCUUAGAAUCCUUGUCGAACGUAUUCUUUUUAUCUUUUUUAUGCAAAAUUAUUCACACAGUGCUGUGCUUUGCUUUGAUAUUAAUUUAUUCCUUUUGAUUUUUAGGACUCUGUAGCACUUAUUACUGCUCAAAAAGCUAGGAGGGGUGAAGUAGAAUCAGUCGAGAGGGCAUACUUGCAGCAUACUUGCUGAAGUCGAGUACUGUUUGGCAGAUAUUUUUUUGUGGAGUGCUUUCUUUGCGUUUCUAGAGCUAACUUUUUAAAACCAGCACAAUCACUAUUCUAAUUCUUGACAAAUUGUUGUCAAAAUUCUGAUACAAAAAAACAACACCAGAAAAAUAUAAACAUCUCCUGUGAACAUCAUUUCGGUAUCCAAUUCCAAACACAUGUACAAAUUAAGUACUUUUAAGUUUCUCAUUCUCUA